UGAGAGGUCGGAGGGGACAGGAGCUGGCUGAAUGGACACGGGGAUACAGGGUGGAGAGGAGGAGUGUGCUGUCUCGUUACGGGGAGAGCAGCUAGGAGGACACAGCAAGGUGUGUAUAGCUUUUUGUAUGCGAGGCUGCCUUGAUUUGUAAACUUUCACUUAAAGUACAAUUAAAAAAAUAAAAGCACACCACAGCAAAAUACAAACUAAACAAAGACCUUAUUUAGUCAAACAUGGGAGCUGAGCAGGUAGAAGGAAAAGAUCAAUGGAUAUAUAGCAUCCCCUGACUGGGUUUUACACCCAGCAUGUUCUUGGCUUUAUAUUUAGGAUCUUUUUACCUUUUCCCUGUCGUGCAUCCCAAGGUGAAAGAAGUUGCCAGGGACAGAAAACAUGGCAGCCAGUGGGAAGACAAGUAAGUCUACCCAAAACCAUGUCAUCUUCAAGAAGGUCUCCCGGGACAAGUCGGUAACGAUCUACCUGGGGAAGAGAGACUACAUAGACCAUGUCAACCAAGUAGAACCUGUGGAUGGAGUUGUGUUGGUUGAUCCCGAGCUGGUCAAGGGGAAGAAAGUUUAUGUCUCUCUGACCUGUGCCUUCCGCUACGGCCAGGAAGACAUCGACGUGAUUGGCCUGAGCUUCCGCAGGGACCUGUAUUUCUCUCGGGUGCAGGUGUACCCUCCUGUGGGGGCUGCGAACGCCCCCACAAAACUGCAGGAGAGUCUGCUCAAGAAGCUGGGGGCCAACACCUACCCCUUUCUACUCACGUUUCCUGACUAUUUGCCCUGCUCAGUGAUGUUGCAGCCAGCUCCACAAGAUGUGGGAAAGUCCUGUGGGGUCGAUUUUGAGGUCAAAGCAUUUGCCGCAGAUAACACAGAUGGUGAAGAGGACAAAAUUCCCAAAAAGAGCUCUGUGCGUCUGCUGAUCCGUAAAGUACAGCAUGCUCCGACGGAGAUGGGCCCUCAGCCCCAAGCUGAGUCGGCCUGGCAGUUCUUCAUGUCGGACAAGCCCCUGCACCUUGCAGUCUCCCUCAGCAAAGAGAUCUAUUACCAUGGGGAGCCCAUUCCUGUGACAGUGACUGUGACCAAUAACACAGAGAAAACAGUGAAGAAGAUUAAAGCGUCAGUGGAACAAGUGGCAAAUGUGGUCCUCUACUCCAGUGACUAUUACGUCAAGCCGGUGGCCACGGAGGAAACGCAAGAGAAAGUGCCCCCAAACAGCACUUUGACCAAGACGCUGACCCUGGUGCCCUUGCUGGCCAACAACCGCGAGAGGCGGGGCAUCGCCCUGGACGGGAAAAUCAAACACGAGGACACCAACCUGGCCUCCAGCACCAUCAUUAAGGACGGCAUAGACCGGACGGUGCUGGGGAUCCUGGUGUCCUACCAGAUCAAGGUGAAGCUCACAGUGUCAGGCUUUCUGGGAGAGCUCACCUCCAGUGAAGUGGCUACUGAGGUGCCGUUUCGCCUCAUGCACCCCCAGCCUGAGGACCCAGCAAUGGCAAAGGAAAGUUUUCAGGAUGAAAAUUUGGUGUUUGAGGAGUUUGCUCGCCAAAAUCUGAAAGAUGUGGUGGAAACCGAGGAAGGAAAGAAAGACAAGGAAGAGGACGAAUGAAGAGGUGGCCGGGGAGGGGAAGUGGCCUGAAGUUAGACCAGGCGACUGGCGAAGCCUGAGACUUAGCACUUUAGAGUGAUGCUAGAGAGAAAGCACGAGUCUUCGUUACAGAAAUAAAGUUGUGCGUCUUGCCCUGUUUGAGUCGGGCUGAUUUGCUGGGGAGGCUAAGCUGAUGUCGCUGACACAGAAGCUGUAGACUUCAGGGUCCCUGGCAUCUUCAGGGAGUGGCCAGGGAGGCCAGCCAUGUACAGAAGGGCUUGACCCUGACUACUCAUAACUUACGCUGGGAUGACCUCACGAACAUAACCAAGAAAACCCUAUUUCCAGACAGGAUCACGUCCGCAGGUACAAAGGUCAGGAACUCAACAUGUGUUUUGGGAGGGAUACAAUUCAAUCCACAGCAAGCAUUAAUAAUGAUGAUACCGACACAGGCAGAAGCCUGGGCCUUUGGCCUGUGAGUCUUCAGGGCCAAACACAGUCACCUGUUCCUUUGUCCUCUGUGCUAAGGGAAUGGCAUGGUAUCGGGGUAACCUAGUACCUUCUCUAAGGGAACCCAGGCACAGGGACUAUCAGGGUGACUCAUUCCUUGAGGCUUCUAAGACUCUCUGUCCAUGGUCUCCCUGGGCCCUCCCCUCCAGUUGUCCUCCAGACCCAAAGUUGGCUCUGGUUGGCUCCUCCAGGAGCCUUGGGCCAAGCCGUGAUCCAGGGAUUCAUCUUACUGUGCCUGGUGGGAGCUGGGCACUGGGGAGAAGACCAGCUGUGGGGUCCCUACAUCACUUGACCCCAGGACAUCCUGAGUCAGGGUGGACAUUAAUAGGCCUGACCUUUGGAACAGUGCAGGUGGGGAGAGCCAGAGAAGAGUGCUGAAAGACAAGCCCCUGGAGACCAGAGGUCAGAACAACCCUUGUACGCCCAGUUAUUUUGGUACCAAAGCAUCGGACACAAACCUCCAGGUGCUGGCUCUGUUUGUGGGCUGCAGCUGGCCACCUGGGGAAGGCAGGAAGUGAGCAGAAAACAGAAUGUGGAAGCUUGGCUCGGCUCUGCCUGCUCACAUGCUCUGCCUGCUCACAGUGGGUCAUCUCUGCUGGCACAGCCCUCCGUGUGCAGCUGGCCGUGGGCCCUGGGUUUGGGGGCAGGUGCAGCGGAAGAAGCAGACUGUGAAGGGGUUGAGGGUGCUACCUGGUUGGCGCAUGUGCUGAAGUGUAAGGACCACUCCCUGGCCUCUUGGUUGUCAAUUUCUGCUAACACAUGGAUCUUUUUGACUGGGUUGCUUUCAUGUAUGUUUUGUAUCCCCAGAGAUGUUGUUGUUGUUGGGGGCUGUCGAGUCUAUUUUGACUCAUAGGGACCCCAAGUAACAGAACACAACUGCCCCCAUAGGGUUUUCUAGGCUGUAAUCUCUACAGGAGGAGAUCGCCAGGAUUUUCUCCCUUAGCUGGCUGGGUUCAAAUCAACAACUUUUCAGUUAUCAGAGAGAGUGGUGGCUGAAAACUUGGGAGAAAGCUCUGCAAUCAGCAAGCAAAGGUUCAGUGAAGCAGUGAUAUGUGCCAAAUAGGAGGGCCUGCCAGGUACCUUGCAGGUGUUACCACGAAUGGUUCCAACGAUGCUUGUGAGUUGGUACUGUCAUUCCCAUUUGUUAGAUGAAGAAGCUGGAGUUCAGAGCUUGGCUGCUAACCAAAAGGUUGGCAGUUUGAAUCCACCAGCUGCUCCCUGGAAAUCCUAUGGGGCAAUUCUACUCUGUCCUAUAGGGUCGCUAUGAGUUGGAAUUGACUGGACAGCAGCAAGGUUUUUUGUUUUUGUAUAUACUUGACCAAAGGUAGUGGUAGAAUUCUCACCUUCCAUAGGGAGACCUGGGUUUGGUUCCCGGCCAAUGCAUCUCAUGUGCAGCCACGACCCACCUGUCAGUGGAGGCUUGCAGGUAGCUUUGAUGCUGCACAGGUUUCAGCAAAGCUUCCAGACUAAGGUGGACUAGGAAGAAAGGCCUGGCAACCUACUUCUGAAAAUCAGCCAGUGAAAACCCUGUGGAUCACAGUGGUGUGAUCCACAAUCAAUCAUGGGGAUGGAGCAGGGGAUGGCACAGAACCGGGCAGUGUUUUAUUUUCUUGUGCAUGGGGUCGCGGUGAAUCUGGGGCUGACUCAACAGGAGCUAAGAACAACAAUGUGUACCUUAUCUAAGGUCACAUAGCUAGGGAGAGUCGGAGCCAAAACUUGAGCUCUGGUUUCUCUAACUCCAGAACUGUAGCCACCCUAGGGUGCUAAAUAAGAGAGUCCGAGAGUUUGUUGAGUCAGGAGCUGUGGCUGGAGGAGGAAAUGAGCAUUUAUGGCUCAACUAUGGCUGCCUUUCUUUCUAAAGUUCUUAUUGAGAAAAUUGUAGAUUCCCUCGUGGCUGUAGGAAAUAAUACAGAGAGAUCCUAUAAACCCUUCACCCAGUUUUCCCAAUGGUAACAUCCUUCAGCACUCUAGUGCAGCCUCACAACCAGGAUAUUGACAUGGACACAGUCCACCCAUCUCAUUCAGGUUUCUCGUUUCACCUGUGAUCCUGUGUGUGUAAAUUUAGUUCUGCAUAAGGUGUACAGUAAUUCACUUCUCUUUAAGUGUCUGCUUUCCUACUCCUUUGGCAUUUUUUAUUGCUUUUC
This is a messenger RNA of Loxodonta africana (African savanna elephant), 4244 nucleotides long. It is a transcript of the gene SAG, whose product is annotated as S-antigen visual arrestin. The transcript is spliced from 15 exons. Gene Ontology annotation, cellular component: photoreceptor outer segment; photoreceptor inner segment. Bases 391 to 1611 code for a protein of 406 amino acids. Lineage: Eukaryota; Metazoa; Chordata; Mammalia; Proboscidea; Elephantidae. The record is from RefSeq and is a predicted model, not a curated record. Gene Ontology annotation, biological process: signal transduction; G protein-coupled receptor internalization. Gene Ontology annotation, molecular function: G protein-coupled receptor binding.